Eucalyptus grandis is the source of this 834-nucleotide messenger RNA. Its product is annotated as phosphoenolpyruvate carboxylase kinase 1-like. Lineage: Eukaryota; Viridiplantae; Streptophyta; Magnoliopsida; Myrtales; Myrtaceae. The coding region runs from base 1 to 834 and encodes 277 amino acids. Gene Ontology annotation, cellular component: cytoplasm; nucleus. The transcript is spliced from 4 exons. Gene Ontology annotation, molecular function: calcium-dependent protein serine/threonine kinase activity; calcium/calmodulin-dependent protein kinase activity; ATP binding. Gene Ontology annotation, biological process: protein autophosphorylation; intracellular signal transduction; peptidyl-serine phosphorylation. The record is from RefSeq and is a predicted model, not a curated record.
AUGCUCUUGGAUUUGAGGGACGCCCCGAAGCUGGCGGACUUCAGCUCAGCGGCUCGGUCGCAUGAGGGUGGGUCCGUGGAAGGUGCCAUGCGAAUGCGGUACUACGAUGCACUGGAGGAGCUGAUGGGGAGGGAGAAUGGCGAGGUGGUGGACAUGAGGAGUGCCAGUCUCGAGGCAUUGUUGAGAGGAAACCUCAGAUUCCCAGUGAGGGACGGCCUUUACAAAGAUACUAGUGAAUUCCCAACGAGGGCCUUCUGUGGCCAUCUGCAUUCCCUUCAUUUGAAAAACUGCAACUUUUGUGAGACCGACGACCACCUUUCCCUCGUGCUGGAGCUCUGCGAACAUGACGCUCUCUACGACCGAAUAUUGUCCCGUAAGGCCCUCACUGACCCUGUUGCCACCGCUUGUAUGGUGCAAAUUCUCUGCGCCCUCACGCAUUGCUACUGCCUGAGCAUUGUUAAUCGGGAUGUGAAGCCUGAGGACGUGCUCUUCGAUUCAAGGGACGUCCCGAAGCUGGUGAGAGGUGCUGAUGCGGUGGGAGUAUGGCGAGGAGGUGGACAUGUAGAGGGUUGGGGUGGUGUUGUGCAUGAUGAUCGUGGGGUCGCCACCGUUCCAGGGCAAGUCAGCCUUGGAGGUUUUCGAGGUUGUGCUGAGGGGGAACCUGAGGUUCCUGGCGAGAGCCUCUACAACAUCUUGGCGGUGGCUAAGGAAUUUUUGAGUAAGAUGAUCUGCAGGGAUGUUUCCAGGAGGAUAUCUGCAGAGCAGGCCUUGAGUGAGCGCUUCGAAUGGACAUCCUUGAAUCCUCAGUGGAGAAGAGACUGUAGAGUGGCCUGA